Messenger RNA from Theileria annulata, 540 nucleotides. RefSeq lists its product as uncharacterized. The transcript is spliced from 2 exons. The coding region runs from base 1 to 540 and encodes 179 amino acids. The record is from RefSeq and is a predicted model, not a curated record. Lineage: Eukaryota; Apicomplexa; Aconoidasida; Piroplasmida; Theileriidae.
AUGCUAUCUCCCAAUGUAAAGACUCUUUUUGAGAGGAUUAAGGCUCGUGUGAACUGUAAAAACGUAAAGUUCAGUAAACCGCCCUUAACACCCGAAACCAGCGUUCACACCCCUAGCAGGUACUCAGUGGGAGGACUCAGAGAACAUGGAGAAUGGCUUUCGACAUUUUCAGAGAUAAAAAGGACCUUUGACAGGGAAAAUAUGGAUAUUAACUUGAUUUUUGCAACUAAAACUGGAGAAUCCUUCAUAAAGAGCCUCUCAGACAGAGUUUACUCACUCAAUCCAGCUGAUAUUUACGAGAUUCUGCUUUCUCUACAUAUAUUCAAUGCCAAAUUAGAACAUUUUGAAGCAAUUCUUUUAAACGAAUUAAAAGAUUCUCUUGACGAUCUCACUACUCUCCAGCUAUUCGAGCUUCCAACACUAACUACACGAAUGGAUGAAAGUUUCUCUAAAAAAUUUGAACAGGUGCUGUUUACGACAUUUAUAGCUGGCGCUUCAUAUUCACUUAUCUACUCAAUGUAUUUUAUUACGUAUAGGUGA